Messenger RNA from Caenorhabditis remanei, 1926 nucleotides. RefSeq lists its product as uncharacterized. Gene Ontology annotation, molecular function: SNARE binding; phosphatidylinositol-4,5-bisphosphate binding; clathrin heavy chain binding. Gene Ontology annotation, cellular component: extrinsic component of presynaptic endocytic zone membrane; synaptic vesicle; clathrin-coated pit. Gene Ontology annotation, biological process: clathrin-dependent endocytosis; synaptic vesicle budding from presynaptic endocytic zone membrane; clathrin coat assembly. The record is from RefSeq and is a predicted model, not a curated record. Bases 1 to 1926 code for a protein of 641 amino acids. NCBI's taxonomy places the organism in Eukaryota, Metazoa, Nematoda, Chromadorea, Rhabditida, Rhabditidae. The transcript has 10 exons.
AUGCAGACUAUCGAGAAAGCGCUGCAUCAACCGAUGCCUUUCACGACAGGCGGGCAAACCAUCUCAGACCGGCUGACUGCUGCGAAGCAUUCUCUGGCGGGAAGUCAACUUGGGAAGACAAUAUGCAAGGCUACGACAGAAGAGGUUAUGGCUCCCAAGAAAAAGCAUUUAGAUUAUCUUCUUCAUUGCACCAACGAGCCAAAUGUAUCCAUACCUUCGAUGGCUAAUCUUCUGAUUGAGCGGACGCAAAAUCCCAAUUGGACCGUGGUAUACAAGGCUCUUAUCACCAUUCAUAACAUCAUGUGUUAUGGAAAUGAACGCUUUUCGCAAUACUUAGCUUCUUGUAAUACGACUUUCAACUUGACCGCGUUCGUCGACAAAAGCGGAGGCGCUGGUGGUUACGACAUGUCAAGUCAUGUCAGACGAUAUGCCAAAUACAUUGGAGAGAAGAUAAACACUUACCGAAUGUGCGCCUUCGACUUCUGCAAGGUCAAACGGGGCCGUGAGGAUGGUCUUCUUCGUACGAUGCAUACGGACAAGUUGUUGAAGACUAUUCCUAUCCUGCAGAACCAGAUUGACGCACUUUUGGAAUUCUCUGUAAGCAGUUCAGAGCUCAACAAUGGAGUCAUAAACUGUUCGUUUAUCCUCCUUUUCCGUGAUCUAAUCCGUCUGUUUGCUUGUUAUAACGAUGGAAUUAUCAAUGUGCUCGAAAAGUAUUUUGAUAUGAACAAGAAACAAUGUCGGGAUGCUCUGGAUACUUACAAGUCGUUCCUCACCCGUCUCGAUAAAGUAGCAGAGUUCCUGCGUGUAGCCGAAUCAGUCGGAAUAGACCGUGGCGAGAUUCCAGAUUUGACGCGCGCUCCGGCCAGUCUUUUAGAAGCGCUCGAGGCUCAUCUCAUUCAUCUCGAAGGCGGGAAAGCGCCUCCACCAUCCCAGCAACAGGCGGCUCAGCAACAAUUCGCUGGUGGAUUCACAUUUUCUCAUCCUCAACCGGCGCUUGGAGACGCGGAGCGACAGAGAUAUAUCGAACUAGAGCAAGAGCGUUUGAGACAAUUUGAAGAUCAGAAAAAGACUAUCAACUCAGCGAAUCCAUUUGCUAACGAUGUUGCAGCUGCUCCAGCGCCACCUACGACCUCGGCUCAGCCUGAUCUGCUGGAUAUGUUCCAACCGUCUACUGCGCAGCCAGCAGCGUCUGUCCAAUCAGACAUAACAAACCCAUUCGGAAAUUUCUCUGCGCCGAAUGCGUUCCCUCCAAACAAUGCGCCUCAUGGAGCUCCAUUUGGAGUACCACCUGGUCAUUCGUCUGCUCCUUUCUACAGUAAUAUUCAACAGCAAACACCAAUGUCUCAACCAGCAAAUGAACCGGAGAAUCCUUUCGUUACUCCUCACGCUGUUCCUCCACAUAUGCACAAUGCUCCGCCUGUUCCUCCCCCACCAUCAACAGCCUCUGUUGCGGCGUCUCACGUUCCACAACCUGCUCCUCCUGGAGCCGCAAUCAAUCCAUUUGCCGAUCCAGGAGUGCAAAUGCAACCGUUUGGGGAUGCAGGUCACGGCGCUACUCCAUUUGGAUAUCCAGCAUCUCACCCUGAUGAUCUCGCUCGGAUGACAGCUCAAAUGUCAUUAAACCAACAAAGUGCACCCGCCGGAUGGAACACUACCACUGCCGCAGUUUCGAGUAAUCCAUUUGGAACCGCUCCUGCACAGCCAAUGUACACUGCCCCAAUGGGAAUGUACCAGCAGCCGUAUGGAGGUCAACAGAUGUGGAAUAUGGCACCUUACAAUCAACAGUACCCUUAUGUGCAGCAAGGUCAUGUUCCACCUCAACAACAACAAACUAUUCAAAUGGUCCAUCAAGCCAUGGCAGCCAAAAACGCUGCUCAAGCUCAACAAGCACAGGCUGCCUCUUCCGAUCCAUUUGGAUUAUAG